Acanthoscelides obtectus is the source of this 1935-nucleotide messenger RNA. The record is from the annotation of a GenBank genome assembly. Lineage: Eukaryota; Metazoa; Arthropoda; Insecta; Coleoptera; Chrysomelidae.
AUGUUUUGAUGCAAUAGUUCUUCCAGUAAUUUUAGUCCAUCUGUUGCUCAGAAACCAAUCAUAGGAUUGCUCUGGACUCAAGGUGACUUUUGGCCAGGAAGGUGAAAAAUACAUGAUACUAAAUUUUUAGACAAAUCGAACACGGCCCGUUUCCCAUAUGAUCUGUGCGGGGUCCUUUGUGGAAACCAUCCAGGCUUGCAAGAAUUUGUCAUUUAAUGAAUUAGAAAAAGCAGAUUGAUUUAUAAAAAAACAUUGUUAGUGUAGUGUAGCAGACGUUGACCAUUAAAAAAAAUGGAGUAACAAUAUUUGUCGUCCCUGGGGUGGAUGAAUAAUAUAAAAGAUGGAGACUUGCAAUUACUUUCUCUCAGAUGGUUAAGUUCAUCUACAGGUCUCGAAUUCGCAUUUCAUCCUGUGCUUAGAUAAGAUACUUAUUAUAGACUGAAAGCAAACUUUGUAAUUUUCCACAUUACCCGGUUGUAACAGAAAACAGCAUACGUUUUAAAAUUAGAUUCCGAUCUCACAAACCAAUAUCUACGGAAAUAGAACGCAAGCAUGUUUCUAGUAGAUUAUGAAUCUAGAAAAUUAUAGCGGCUUGCAAAUUUAUUUUUGUACGGGUGCUUAACAAAGCAUCAUUAAUUUCGUAUUCCUGCAGCGUCCACAACACAUGGCAGAAAUCUGAUACUAAGGCCCGAUUUUUCAUUUGCAGGUUAAUCGUGAAGUAAACUCUUAAAAUAUGUUUUUUGAUGUAAUGUUUAUCCUAAAACGGUAGUUAACUUUAACCAGAAGAACAAAUUCUACUUAACUAAAAAGUUACAUCACAAUUCCUAGGUUCUUUUGCGUGAGAGUGACAUGAGUUGACCCGGAUGACACACACUUUGGGCGUCGAAACAUUCACAAAACGCGAUAUUUCAGACGUAGAAGCAGCGUUGCCAGUUCAACCGCAACUUGUUAGUAAAUCAGAGAUUGCAAAACGAAUUUAUAUAAUACUAGUUGACUUACAAAUUAUAGUUACCAAACGAGUGAUUGAAAAACCGGGCGUAAGGGUUGCUUUCCAAUUUCAUAAUUAUCUGCAUUUUCCUUGGCCUUUUAGACUGACGACAAAAAUAAUUAAAACUAUAACGACAAACUGAGUCUUAGAUUCUGUAUGCAUUAAAUAAUAUCUUUGGAUUUUCCAACACAAAGCAGAUAAAUGUGAUUGUUUAACAAGUAGCAGAAAAUACUUGGAACUGUCUACGUGUAUAACAUUGUCAUUGUUUAGUAUACUGGUUUUUAUAUGUGAACGUCCCUUGUGAUAUUUAUACUGUGAUACUACAGGUAUUAAUUUAUACUCAAGCUGAUCUGAGCUCGAGAGACAUCGAAAGGGCGAACUUCGUGUUCUCCAUCUAUGACUUCGAAGGAAAUGGCACAGUCGACGCUGUCAACCUAGGAGACAUGCUCAGAGCCUUGAACCUGAACCCCACCCUAGCCACAGUUGAAAAGGUUGGAGGAACAAAGAAGAAGAAUGAAAAGAAACUGAAAAUAGACGAAUUCCUUCCAAUCUUCAGCCAAGUGAAAAAAGACAAAGAACAAGGUAACUUCGACGAUUUCCUGGAAUGUCUCAAGCUAUACGACAAAGAAGAAAACGGCACAAUGAUGGCUGCUGAACUCGCCCACACACUCCUUUCUCUUGGCGAAAGAUUAUCAGACGCUGAAACAGAAGAAGUACUUGCUGAUUGUAUGGGCCAAGAAGACGACGAAGGAUUCAUCCCUUACGAACGAUUGUCAACCAGAAGUCUACAAAGAGAGGAAGUGAAGAUAUGUCGCAAAUUUGGAAUUCCACCUCCAAAACAUUCAAAGUCACUCACAUCUGAAAUACAAUGUAUUUAUUUUGAAAUAGGUAUUAUAUGUUAUUUUGAAAAUAUAUGUUAUCCUUUAUUAUAAGCGUAGCUCAGUGUA